AUGGCAAAGUUUCAUCCGCUCGUUAUGACUCUAAUCAUCUACGCCGUUUCUGAUGUCGCCUUCUCCGGAGCAGUUGCAAUCUCGGCAUUCAACAUGGAGGGAAUGUGGUCCAACCCGUACUAUCCACUUCUUCACUCGGGAAUACUUCUAUUCUCGAUUCUGUCAGUGUACUUCAUUGCGUACAGUAACAUCAAGUUAGCUCUCGCGCUUCACGGACUCUUGAAACUGAUUGUAUUUUUGUGGACACUACAUUCACUGAUCUUUCCGGAAUUCUACCAAAUCACCAAACAAGAAGCUGUGGCUGUUUCCCUCUACUAUCUCCUUACCCUCGUUUUUGAGAUGACUGCAUUCUUUGUUAUCAACAAGAUGAACAUUCCUUUUGUUCAGGAUGACGAAGUCCCAGAGUACCUGGAUUACGAAGAUGAAGUCAUGGUUACCUGCUGUUAA
Molecule: messenger RNA, 447 nt
Organism: Caenorhabditis remanei
Lineage: Eukaryota; Metazoa; Nematoda; Chromadorea; Rhabditida; Rhabditidae
Exons: 4
Coding region: 1-447 (148 amino acids)
Source: RefSeq, a predicted model, not a curated record